AUGCAAUUUCUUGUUACAUCUCUCAAGCAGAUUAUCAAUGCGCUUUAUAGCCAGGGGUCUCCCUUGAAGCUGUCUGCAAUCCGCUACAGCAAUCUUUCUUCACGCAAACUAUUUCCUCUCGUUGCUGGCCUUUUAACAGAAAUACCAGAGGUGGACUUCAAAGACAUUUUACUUACGAUACGUCUAUCAACAUCGAUCUAUGGAAAGGAGAUGUGCCACUUUCUGCACGACAGCAGGUACUUUCUAUCUCGCUUCUGGGCCUGGUUCUAUUCGUAUUGUCCUAAUUUGAUAAGACAGUUUUCAUGUUCAGUCACUAAUGCAGAACGCAAGAUUCUUGCAGACAUGGUAGCAAUUGUGAAGGGAUCUCUGGACGAUGUCUUAUUCUUCAAUCUCAAGAACAAAGAUAUGUACCAGCCCUGUUGGGUCGUAAUGCGACAGCCAGGGGUGCAAAGACUCGUGAUAAUUGCACGGGGGACUCUGUCUCUCCUUGACGGCUUUACUGACAUAGACGCCUCCAGUGAGCCGCUGUCCAACUGCUUCCCGGAGCUUACUUCGGCACCGAACUUCUAUGUACACCGCGGUGUCCUGCAAGCCACCAUCUGGAUGUAUAAUUCUAUUGUCCCGUGUCUCCAUGCUUGGAUCGAUUCAGAACUGGCCUCCAGCAGAGCUGCCAAGCAAAGCCCUGAGACCGAUACUGCUGGCUUCUCGCUACUGCUUUCCGGACACUCUUUGGGUAGCGCAGUGACUGUUCUGCUCGGAGCCCUUCUGCUCUUGAAACACCCUGAUCGUUGGACGACAAGGAACAUACAGUGCAUCGGAUAUGGGUGCCCGCCUAUCUCAAAUGCUGCCUUCAGCGAUUGGACAAAGGACUGGCUUACCAUGUUCAUAUACGAUAUGGACAUUGUCCCUAGACUAGGUGACCACUCGCUGCGUGUGCGGGCACGCAGAGCCGCAACGUAUAAGGGAAACAUUGAGACUCUUGAAUCCGCCAACAGCAUCAGUCGUACUUUGAUGAUGAGCAACUCACUAAUACUAUCUGGAAAUGUCUAUCUGAUUCAGCCAACCAGUGGCUACAGGCGUUACGGCUUUUGUAUGCCAAAACCAAUCUACAGCGCCAGCUCUAUCAUCGGAGAAACAAGCCUGAGUUCUUUGACCAAAGUCCUUGAUGCGUCAGACGUCUAUAGUGAUGCAUACUAUCAUUCGCCUCAUAACGGGAUUGUCAAAGAGUUUGAGAAUCGGCUGUACUUCGUUACCCCAAUUGAUCCACAUGAUUUUUCCGAGACUAUGCUCAGCGAGGCUGCGCUUUAUGACCACCUUUGUUACAGCAGCAUAAUCCCUCAUAUGUUCGACAGACGUAGCGACCCUCCUUUAUAG
Molecule: messenger RNA, 1374 nt
Organism: Giardia duodenalis
Lineage: Eukaryota; Fornicata; Diplomonadida; Hexamitidae
Product: Lipase class 3 family protein
Exons: 1
Coding region: 1-1374 (457 amino acids)
Biological process (GO): lipid metabolic process
Source: RefSeq, a predicted model, not a curated record